CUGUUCCUGAACUCCCUGAAUUAGUGUGCACUUAAAAUGAAAUAGAUAUAUAUUUGAAAGUUAGUGAAAGCAAGAAGAAACGUUCCAGUGCAGUCUAGUGCAGGAAUAGAAAACAAGCCUUUGAUCAUGUUGAGAUAGGUUUUUUACCUCGAACGUGACAAACGUUGAACGAUUAAUCAAUUGACAUUUUGUUUUGUGGGGCAAAGCGACACUUUCUGCCACAUCUUUUAUUUUGUGCAAAAACGCAUCGAAUGAAACUAUAAUUUCAUCAAAAUUGGAGGAUGCGUUAUUCGUAAUGAAUAGUACCAUAGUAAAAAAGUUUAAUCCAAUCCAAUUGAUGUCCUUAUGGAUUAACUAAGAAUGUUAUGACCAUUCUGCAUUGAGUAAUGGAAAAGUGACUGAUUCAGAAGAACAUCUGAAUACUCAUUAUUAAUGAAAAAAAUGAAUGAAAAGAACAUUAAACUUUCCUGUUUAGUUUUAUAAUAUUUUGCAUUUGAUGAUGAAACCUUUGAGGUAGUACAAAGAAAUAACCUGUUGUAAUGUUGCAAUAGUCAGUCAUUAAAAGGACAAUGCAAAUGCAAACACUGAUGAUCAACAGCCUGAUGCCAGUUUGCAAGCUGAAGAAUAAUUAACAUGUACAUGGAACUCCAAUAAUUUGGUAUGGCAAUAUUUUACAUUAAACGACUGUUUUUUUGCAACAUGCGACAUUUGUGGUAAAUACUAUAAUGGCAAAGUCAUAGAAAUUUUAGAGGAUCACUUGAUGUUUCAACAUCUGCCAAUAGUAAAAGUAAUAUAGCAAGAAAUUAGAUGUAAAUUAUCUAAUGCAUUUUUAUUUUUUGUAUUUGACAUAGAAUAUUCUAUGGCAAGAUGCAUUGAAGAUAAUACCAAAAUCAAUGUAUUUCAUGGAAUAAACUUUACCUGUGUAAUUAUCACAAAAUAGAUAUAUCUACAAAGACUUUACGAAGUACAUGAAAAAAGAACACAAACAUAAUGAUACAGCAAUCAAUAAAUGAAGAAAAUAAUGCAAGUGCAAAUGUCGAUGAUCAACAGGCUAAUGUAAAUUUGCAAACCAAAGAAAAUCAAGAAAAAGUAAUAAAUAUCUGGAAUUACAAUAAUGUCGUGUGGCGAUAUUUUACACUAGAAAAACACUCCUUUAUAAAAUGCAAUAUUUGUAGUAAAUGUUACCAUAAUACCAUAAAAGAUAUGUAUUUAGAGAAACAUCUGGCAAGUGGGCAUCCAAAAAUAAUAAAAGAAAUACAAGAAGAAAUUAAACACACGUGGUUAUCACAAUAUUUCGUAUUUAAUGUAGAUUCUUCUAAAGUAAAAUGCAUUGUUAAUAAUUGCCAAAUUAAUAUAUUUUCUGGAAUAAAUGGUUUAACAAAUCAUUUGCGCGUCCAACAUAAGAUUAAUGAAAGUGCAAAGGUAUAUACUAUUAAAGUUACUUUAAAAAAAAAACAAAGAAAUAAUACAGAAGUGAUGGUACAACAAAUAACUAAAGAGGAAUUUUUUACAAAUACUGGCGUUCAACAGUUUGAUACACAUUCACAAGUCAUAAAAUAUAAAAAAGAAUUGCCAUGUACCAGCGAACCCAGCUUAAUAUGGCGAUAUUUCACUUCAGAUAAUUCGCCUGUUGCAAAAUGCAAUGUGUGUAAUAAACUCUACAUGAAAAGUGUUGAAACACACUUAGAGCAUCACCUGAGUAAAGGACAUCCACAAUUGUUACAAGAAAUACAAGAAGUAAUACGAGAAGAACUUAGACAUACUGAUUUUUCCUCAUUAUUUGCAUUCAACAAAGAUUUUACGGUAACAUGCACUGUUGAGAAUUGUGAAUAUUACGUAAUUAAUAUAUUUCAUGGAACAUUUGGCUUAAUGCAUCACUUGCGCUAUUGUCAUAAUAUAACUACAGGAAAUUUUCCAAGUAUUAAAAAAAAUGACAUAGAUAUAACGAUACAACAAUCAAUAAAAACUGAAAAAGAUGACACAGACAUGAUACAACAAUUGGUAAAAACUGAAAGAGAUGACACAGACAUAACAAUACAACAAUCUGUAAAAACUGAAAGAGAUGACACAGACAUAACGAUACAACCGAUAAAAAUUGAAAGUCACGAUACAGAUGUAACGAUACAACAAUUGAUAAAAACUGAAAAAGACAACAUAAGUGCAAACACUAGUGAUCAGUGUGCUAGGGCACAUUCGCAAGAGAAAUGUCAAGAAUUAACAUGGGAUUCCAAUAACUUGAUAUGGCACUAUUUCACACCAAAAAUAUGGCCGGUUGCAAAAUGCAACAUCUGUAAUAAGUAUUAUAAUGGUAAAAACAUAGCAGAUUUAGAGGAUCAUCUGACACAUAAACAUCUAUAAGUGAUACAAAGAAUAAAAUACAAGAUACAAGAAACAAUUAGAUGUACGGAUUUAUCCGCAUAUUUCGUAUUCGAUGUAAAUGAUUUUAAGGCAAAAUACAUUUUUAACAAUUGCAAAAUCAAUAUAUUUUACGGACUAACUUUUUUAAGAGACCAUUUGCAUAACCUUCAUAAUAUAAAUAAUAUCUCUGCAAGGACUUCUCAAAAUAGAUAUAAAGUAUGCACGGAGAGAAAAAGUUUCUCAAAUUUCAAUAAAUAUUAAAAUUUAGUAAGUUUUCUCUCAGUGUACGAAGAAGUGACGUAGAAGUAAUGAUGCAACAAUUGAUUGAAGAGGAUAACAUAAGUUGAUAACACACAUUGAUAGUUGACAGCUUGAUGAAAGUUUGUAAGCAGCAGAAGACCAAGAAAGAAACUGAUUCAAUUGUAAUAGAAAGAACAAGGACAACAGAGACAUCAUGGAUUCUAUUUCGAAUUUUGCAAGCAUGCGGAGCAAUCAUGAUUGCAAUCUCUUAAAUAAACUGGAAAUAGACAUUGCAAGUACUGGCGACAAGAUGACCCGUAACCGUAAAUUAUUGGCGGCGCUUUUCGAGAGGCAUCGAAGAUAAUGAGGUGCGCCAUUCGAUAUUCGCGCGCACCACGUGCCCCUGGCACAUCGCUCACAGCGAGGCCGACGAUUGCUGACGUUUGACUAGUUGUCUUUGAUCAAGCGCGGCGAACGCUACGUACCGAAGUGAAUAACGUCAUGUUCAAGACAGUAUUAUGUGGCAUAUAUUCGACAAGCGGUAUCACGCUGUUAUUUCUCUUUGUGAUGCUAUGUGCCUUGAGUGAAAGCGUGAGAUAUCGGGCAAAAUUCACCUUCUUCAUAGUAGGGAGCUUGUUAGCCGCGGGAUUAUGGAUACCGUUUAUGCUAUUUCGAAUCGGCAGCUGGAAAAAUGCGCUAAUGCCGGCCAGAGGUGCGAUAUUAAUAGCGAAAAUCAUCGGGAUGAAUUUCCGUUUUCGCGGCAAAGAGAACAUCGUCAAAGAUUCGGGCUCUAUUGUGCUCAUCAAUCAUCAGAGUUCAUUAGAUCUUUGCGUUUUAGCUGAACUAUGGUUAGCGAUGGAUAACUGCACCGUUAUUUCGAAGAAGGAGAUUUUGUAUCUAGGACCAUUCGGUCUCGCUUCAUGGCUUUGGGGAACGCUGUUCAUCGAUAGAAAAAAAGGCGAAGAAUCAUGCCGGAUUAUUAAUGCUACUACGGAAUCGAUUCGUGUGGCGAAGCGGAGACUUCUUCUAUUUCCCGAAGGACAUCGACAUUCGGGUAAUUCAUUGCUUCCCUUCAAGAAAGGCGCUUUCCAUGUCGCAAUUGAGUCUCAAAUGCCGAUUCAACCCGUUGUCGUGUCAAAGUAUUACUUCUUGGACGGCAAAUUAAAAAGAUUCCAUUCAGGAAGUAGUUAUAUUACUGUUUUACCAGCUAUUCCUACCGCGGGUUUGACCAAAAACGAUCUUCCAAAGCUCAUGGAGCAGACGUACAAAGUUAUGAAUAAAACCUUCGUGGAAUCCACGACGGAGUGUCUCGAGGAGCAGAUACGAAGUUUGAAAUGCGAGUGACGCAAAACGAUUAGCAUAACUAAAUCGUGAUCUAAAUUCCGAUUGAAAAGCGAUUGACUGACUGAUUUGCGCAUUGCAAUGGGAUUGCAUGUGUGAAUGAUUUUUAUUGUGCUAUUAUAAAUUCUCAUGAUUGCGUGUAGUUUUUACGCGCUCUUUCACACAUAAAUUAUGUACGAUUCUAGUAAACGAAAAUGGAUUAAAAAUUUGCAAUUUAUUUUUAUUUAUUUAAAUACAUUUUGGAUUAAAAAACA
Messenger RNA from Solenopsis invicta (red fire ant), 4193 nucleotides. It is a transcript of the gene Agpat2, whose product is annotated as 1-acyl-sn-glycerol-3-phosphate acyltransferase alpha. The record is from RefSeq and is a predicted model, not a curated record. Gene Ontology annotation, cellular component: membrane; endoplasmic reticulum. Gene Ontology annotation, molecular function: 1-acylglycerol-3-phosphate O-acyltransferase activity. NCBI's taxonomy places the organism in Eukaryota, Metazoa, Arthropoda, Insecta, Hymenoptera, Formicidae. Bases 3100 to 3942 code for a protein of 280 amino acids. Gene Ontology annotation, biological process: phosphatidic acid biosynthetic process. The transcript is spliced from 9 exons.